GAAUUCAGCAUGGGACCAGAAAAUGAAACAGCAGUUACUGAGUUCAUCCUAGAGGGCUUCCCAGAGCGUGAUCCAAGAUUGCAGGUAUUUUUCUCCUGGGCCCUUCUGCUCAUGUACCUGACAACAGUGAUGGGGAAUGCAGCCAUCAUUUUCCUCGUGUGUGUGGAUCACCACCUGCAAACCCCCAUGUACUUUUUUAUCAGCAACCUGGCCUUCCUGGAAAUCUGGUUUACAUCCUCCACAAGCAGCAAAUUGUUUGUGAUGCUGAGCUCUGGUCAGAACACUCUCUCACUAAGCAGCUGCUUUGCCCAAAACUAUUUCUAUUUCGCCCUGGGCUGCACAGAGUUCAUCCUGCUCGUUGUCAUGUCCUUUGACCGCUAUGUUGCCAUCUGCCAACCUUUGCUCCAUGCUGCCAUCAUGAAGCCUCAGCUCUCUGUCCACCUGGUUGUUGCUGCCUGGGUGCUCGGCUUUGCCCUGCUGAGCUACCAGCUGUUCUUCCUCUCUGAGCUGUCUUUCUGUGGCUCCAAGAUCCCCCAUUUCCUUUGUGACAACUCCCUCUUGUUCAAACUGUCCUGCUCUGACACCAGCCUGCUUUGGAAAAUAGACUCCGUCUUCUUACCGUGUGUCGUACUGGGCUCCUUAGGUUUGACUCUGGCAUUUUACAUCUGCAUCCUUUUCUGUGUUCUGCAUCUUCCAGCAGCCUCUGGGAGGAAGAAAGCUUUGACUGCGUGUUCUUCCCAUCUCAUCACCUUAUCCAUUGCCUAUGGGAGCUGCAUUGCUCUCUACACAUGUCCUGCAGAUGUUUCCUUGAGGACCAACAGAAUUGUAGCCCUGCUCAACACAGUCCUGUACCCAUUCUUAAAUCCAUUCAUCUACAGCCUUCGGAACAAACCUGUGAUCCUGGCCCUGAACAAAUCCAUUGCCAGGGCAAGAACAAAGCUUUUCCCCUAACCAUGGUGCAUUUCUGGAAAGCUAUCCCAAGAAUCUGGUGUCAUCUGUUGCACAAUAGCAGUGCCUGUGAGUGCAGCCUCCAAACAGGGCUGCCUCAGGACACUGAUGCUCCUGCAGGCUUGUGUCAGGUUAAGAGAUAAGAGACUCAUCUGCACACCCAGACAGGGCACCAACAAUGGCAGGAGGAGAAACUCAGUUCAUUCUCUGCCCUGGCUGCUCCCAGGCCCAUCACUGGAGAGCCACCAGCUCAUUAAGAGCCCAUCUCCAAAACAGAGAAGAGCUCAGAGGAACAGUGGCAAGUGACAAUCCAAAUUACAGCUCCUGAGCAAUGGACACCUUGUCCCAGCUCCUUUCCUGGCACAGCCAUCGGCCCUCGUGUCCAGGUUUGAAACCCCAAACUCACUGAGAGCAGCUCACCAUUUGGACUAAGGGGAUUGUUGCCCUGGCGUGUAGGACACGUUUUGGGAUGAAGGGGAAGAGCAGUUUUAGAUAGCACAGGACUUGUGGGAAGGUGAGGGGAGGAUCCCAAGCAGAGCAGUCUGUCCUGCCUUCUCAUUACACUUGAAUUCUACCCCUGUGUGAGCAAAUCUUUGUUCUGCCUCAGCAUGGGAGCCUGGGGGUGUGAGGGCAGCAGUUGGGGCAGGGCACCAAACAGCCCAUCUGCCAAGGGU
This is a messenger RNA of Taeniopygia guttata (zebra finch), 1622 nucleotides long. Its product is annotated as olfactory receptor 6E1-like. Gene Ontology annotation, cellular component: membrane. The record is from RefSeq and is a predicted model, not a curated record. Gene Ontology annotation, molecular function: G protein-coupled receptor activity; olfactory receptor activity. Lineage: Eukaryota; Metazoa; Chordata; Aves; Passeriformes; Estrildidae. Gene Ontology annotation, biological process: G protein-coupled receptor signaling pathway.